Molecule: messenger RNA, 2162 nt
Organism: Orbicella faveolata
Lineage: Eukaryota; Metazoa; Cnidaria; Anthozoa; Scleractinia; Merulinidae
Product: motile sperm domain-containing protein 2-like
Cellular component (GO): endoplasmic reticulum-endosome membrane contact site; endomembrane system
Source: RefSeq, a predicted model, not a curated record
AUGGGAAAAGUUGGGUUAAGCAAGUCUGUAUCCUCUUUAGCGUUCCCGUACAAAGAGCUUUUCGGCAUUCUGACCGCGCCUAAAUUGGAGCGAGAGCAAAAUUUCGACGAAGCAUGGGGUGGUGGGGCGAGAGAGGUGACUUUUGAGGAUGUACCUACAGUAGCAACCCAGGGUGAAGACAGUUCUACCUCCCCUACAAAUGCAAAACAGAGAGAAAACCCCACAAAGUUCCCGUUUCGAGCUGUACAGCCAAGAUUGUCUCAAAGACGAGCACCUCCGGACGGCUUUACGAGUUCAGCAAGUUUGCUUGUUAUCACACCGUCAGAGGAACUAGUCUUUACUGGAACAACUUCAACAGGAGAAAUUCUUCAAUCUUUGUCGCUUGCCAACAACACCCUGUCAGCUGUCGCCUUCAAGGUCAAGACGACUUCACCGGAGAGUUAUCGCGUACGACCCAGCUCUGGAGUGAUUCCUGCUUCCUCGUCUGCCGAAGUCAGUGUGUUUUUACAGCCAGGUCAUGCUGCUAGUGUUAUUAGAGACAAAUUCCUGGUAAUGUCCACUGGGCUACAGGAUGAAAAGUCGCCGAGUGAACUAGCUGCAUUGUGGAAAACGAUACCCAAAGCAAACAUAGUUGAACAUCGACUUCGAUGCCGAUUUCUGGCGUCCAAUUCCCAGCUCUCCAGUCAUUAUUCUGAUCUUGCCGAAGGUAAACCAGUGACGUUAAGUAUGGCCAUUGACAGCAUUCAGUCACUUCAACGACAGCUCAAUGAUGUGGAGAAAAAGCUUGACGCCACCAACAAGAGAAUCGCCCACAUAGAUGAAGGCCUUCAUGUUUUUAUAAAAGUUCAAUUAGGUCUCUUCUCUGCUAUGAUAGUUUUAUUCGCUGUUGUGAUGUACUACGCUACGUACUUCAUGUAACACCUCAUAUAAAGUACCGUUGCGCUCACAGGUCCAAGUGGACGCGGUAAUAUAAUAAACUGAAACUAAGAAUUGGAAUUAAUUUUAAAGAUUUAGGACUUUGAAUAAGUUAGGCUCGAGUGAAUAUUGUAAACACAAAAAUUUGCGACAUUAAUAAACGACGUUUCGACAUCGUCAGAAGUCAUUGUGAAGUUAAUGUGUAGGUUAGUUUUUGCAUUACAAAUAGAUCCACAGUUAUGCGCAUGAGGUGGCAAAAUACACAUGUACUUGACAAUGACAUCCGACGAUGUCGAAACUUCGUUGAUUAAUUUCGCUAAUUUUUGUGUUGAAAAUAUUUAGGACGUUGUCCAAAAAUUGUUUGCUGGCCAACAGAAAAGGAUUUUUUUUUUUUUCAUUUGGCUCUUUUUAAAGUAAUGUUAUUCAAUUCAGUAAACUUUUUUGGCUGAAAAGUAAAACAGCAAAAAAGAUGAAAUGACUGAACUGUGAAACAUACGCAGCUUAACUUUGAGAGAGUGGAAAUAACUUCCUUUUUAUUGCGGAGAAAUUUGUAUCUGAUAUCUUUUUCAUUUUGUAGUAGUUCUUAACUGCUUUUCUCUAGGUUUAGUUUUAUCCACUCCUAUUGUUAGGACCAGUCUUCACUCUAGACUUAAAAGGGGUUUUAUACUGCUGUUGUUUGUACCGCACUGGAGAUCACCAAUUAAAGUUUGGCGCGUUUUCUUGCCUCCGGCCGCUAGGGCCUGGUUAGAGCCUUUGGUGGGCCUAGUUGUUAUGUUGCAAUCUUAAAUAAGACACUUCACUCUAGAGUUCCCCUUUCUCCACCCAGAAACACCUCGUUAGAAGUAGCGACGCUCAAAUCUUAGCCUGCGUGGCAGGCGUUCGAGUAAUAGUAAAGAGUGAGUUGUUGCUGUGCCCGAGAGCGAGAAUACGCGUGUGGGCUCUGCGCCGCUCGUGUCACGCGCGCGUCGCACCACUCCAACUCACACCCUAUAAACUCGAGCGCGUACGACGCAGGCUACUCAAAUUUUCAAACAAAUCAUGAAAAUCUAGAUACCGUGGGAAACACAAAUUACAUUGAUAAUACUUUUCAUUUAGGAUUUUUCUACCAGGAUUACGCGAGGGACUAGCGCCCUCACAGAAGGAUAUUCUAUUUUUCUUAGAAGUAAAAUAAAUUAUUUCAGUACAGUACUGUGAAUAGAUGGUGGUAUUAAUUUAUAAAUUAAAAAAAAGGUCACAUGUAAAUUGAA